AUGGAGAGGGAUUUUUCUACUAUCUUGACUGCAGCACAGAAGCUUAAAACAUGUUCUCAGUGUGAAGAAGGAAUUUUAUACCUCUGCAAAACCUGCAGCGAGGGUCUUUGUAAAGACUGUGUACAUCACCACGUGUCUAGAUUAGGACACGUUCAGCACUCGAUAGUUCUGUACAGAAACAAGAACUCGGAUAUGGUCUUCCCGUCCUGCGACAAGCAUCCUAGCUACAAACUUGAUACUUUCUGCAGACGAUGCCGCGUCCCACUCUGUCUUGAAUGCUGGAUUUCCUGUAGAAAACAUGAUAAUCACCAAUUUGGCUACUUGAAAGAGUUCAUAGAUUUAAAGCAACGGGAAAUUAUAUCAGGAAUGAAAUAUCUGGAAAAUGUUAUUAUCCCAGCACUGAAAGCCCAGGUUAUUUCUAUAGGAACAAAACUUAAAGUGGAAAGUAAUAAAUAUGGCGGUGCAAUAAAGAACGCAGAGGCAUCGGAAUACAAUAUUCUUAAUGAGGUACAGGAAAUAUUCUCGGAAUUGAAGACAAGAAUGCAGCUUAAUAAAGAGAAGUCAUUGUCAUUGCUUCGAAAUCAAACGGUUUAUGUAGAAGAUGCUCUCAAAACAGCGUUGAAGAUGGUUCAUAGGAGCUCUAUGAUUUAUUCAAAAGACGAUUCCAAUUUAUCAGAAAUGUUCGAUUUCGUCAAACAAAUUCAAGAAACAAAAUCAAUGCUUCCCGAUCUUCAUUCUGGAGAUCUGAAUCGCCUUCAUCAUCCAAUAAUUGUCAAUGGUAAAUCUCUUCGACUUGUUCAGCACGUUUGUAAUAAUGCAUUUGAAAAUCUCUCAAUAGAAACUUGCCAAACCUCUUUAAAGAGAACGUUUUCCUACCACAAUUCAGACUUGUUGAACAAUGCCGUGCUUAUAAGAACAAUAAAUACCGGACAGAAAAACAUUCUGCGUUUCGUGUAUUGGGAUUCGACACUGUGGUUGUGUUCUCUCAAGAGUACAAUAUGCCAACUAAAAUUAGUCUCUGGAAAUUCAUCACUCAGUCUUUGUAAGGAAAUCAUGUGUCCAGAUAUGCCUCAGGACAUUACAGUAAGCGGCGAUGAACUUUUCUAUAGUUGUUGGCAAGAAGGAAUCUUCCGUGUGAAAGAUGGAAAAUCAAAAAUGUAUCUAUCUAUUCCAAACUGGAAUGUGGAAGGUUUGUGUGGAACUAGAACAAACGGACUUCUGGUUUGUAUGUCGAAUUCAGAGCUACAGGAAGUCAAGAUUGUCCGCUUUGAGCCUUCUCUGGACAUUGAAAACAUUAAGUUAACACAGGAAAUACAAUACCAUGAAGACAAAGAUCACCCUUUAUUUCAGUUUGGAAAUGAACGACUUUUUGUCGCAGAAAAUAAAAACGGAGAUAUAUGUGCUUCAGAUACCAACGCUGAUGCGGUCAUUGUAGUCAACAGAACAGGACAAUUUCGAUUUAAAUACCAAGGAAGGAAAGUAAUUCACAAAACAUUAUUUAAACCAGAUCAAAUCAUCAAAGAUUCUUUUUGCAAUAUUAUUGUAAGUGACUACUUUAACAAUUGUUUGCAUAUUCUCGAUCAGAACGGAUCGUAUGUAAAUUGUGUGAAGGAGUGUGAAUUAGAUAUACCGGUGCCUUUGGACUUGGACGAUGAUGGGAAUCUCCUGGUAGGAAUGUAUUUAUCGGGACAGAUGAAAGUCAUUAGGUAUCGCAACAGUUAA
This is a messenger RNA of Saccostrea cuccullata (small rock oyster), 1722 nucleotides long. RefSeq lists its product as uncharacterized. Lineage: Eukaryota; Metazoa; Mollusca; Bivalvia; Ostreida; Ostreidae. The transcript has a single exon. The record is from RefSeq and is a predicted model, not a curated record. Gene Ontology annotation, molecular function: zinc ion binding. The coding region runs from base 1 to 1722 and encodes 573 amino acids.